Messenger RNA from Glossina fuscipes, 6613 nucleotides. RefSeq lists its product as uncharacterized. Bases 548 to 6559 code for a protein of 2003 amino acids. The transcript is spliced from 5 exons. The record is from RefSeq and is a predicted model, not a curated record. Gene Ontology annotation, biological process: maturation of LSU-rRNA from tricistronic rRNA transcript (SSU-rRNA, 5.8S rRNA, LSU-rRNA); maturation of 5.8S rRNA from tricistronic rRNA transcript (SSU-rRNA, 5.8S rRNA, LSU-rRNA). Gene Ontology annotation, cellular component: nucleolus. NCBI's taxonomy places the organism in Eukaryota, Metazoa, Arthropoda, Insecta, Diptera, Glossinidae.
CAAACAACACAGCAAUGAGCUUUUACCAUGGGUGAUAAAAAAUAUCUCCGUGGUUUUUUGCCCCGAAAUGGUGUUGAUACCUACAUAUAAGGCAACAUCCACCCAAGUGUCUUAAACGAGCAUGCCCUUCAAAGGGGACAUUCCAGGUUACAUUUUCUGAGAAGAUAGUUUUUUCUUCUUCUUUGCUCGUGGAAAAAGUUAGUUUGAUUUGGAAAUCAGUGAAAUAGUUGAAGAAAUACGUUAUGUGAUAAAACAUGUGUGAAAACGUGCAGAAAAAUGUUGUGAAGUGUAUGGUAAAAAUUCUGUUAAGUGGACGAAGGUUCCAGGAGUGGUUUGCUCGAUUGCACUCCGGUCAGCCAAUCACUGAAAAAGUCGAUGAAAGACCGGCACCGCCAGCUAUCAGAAAAUAACCAAAGCACUAUGCAUCAACCAUAUGUCAGUUUAGAAUCAUUUGAACAGAGCAGGCUACAAAAAGAAGCUCUAAAGCAGAGCAAAAAACCAAGGGGACCUUUUCACCCACUAUGAUGGUGUCCUUACAGUCGAUGAGAUGGCUGUUGGAGUAAAUAAACGCAAAAGAAAACAUGAAAAUAUUUCUAACGCAGAAAAUGAUAACUGCGAAGCCGAUCAUGUACCGAAAAAAAAGUCCAAACAUUCUUUAAAGACACAUAACGAUAAGGAUGAUCACAAUUUCAAAGAGGAAACGGAUGAAACUUCCUCGAAUACUAAAAACGUUGACCCAGCCGAAGAGGAGGAAAUCAAAUUUAAAAAAAAACUUAAAAUGUCGAGUUUUCGCAUCAAAUUACGGGGCGAUAAUUUUGUAACAGAGUUACGUCACUUUUUGCAUUUGGCACCAGAAAUCGUCCCUAAAUAUUUGGAAGGCUCCGGUAAGCCAUUGGAAAUGGCGCAGGCCAUAGAGCGCGUUGAUAGAAGCAAUGUCUUACAUGUAGGAUUUGUUUGUGAAGCUUUGCAUUUAAUUUUAUUGGAAAUUUUGGGAAAUCAACGGCAGCACUUGGAAUCAGCGGUUCAUGCAUGUCGCUAUUUCUUGAAAACGCAUUCGACUUGCAUUGAAUUAUUACUAAAAUCGCCGCAAUUCAAACACCGACGUGUGGCUUUAAAAUUAUUAACUGCCAUUGUUUGCGCGGAACCAAAGCUAGGGAGACAUAUUUUAACAUCCUUUGAUGUACUAAACAAUGUAAAUGUGGAUCAGUUUCUUUCACAUCUGCAUGCAGAAUUGAAACAACAAGGAGAAGAAAAUUCGGACACUGUGCGCAAAUGUUUUAUCCACUUUGUUUUGGCUUUUUUAGUUGAUGGAAAUAUUCUGCUGAUUCGCGACAUUUUAUGUAAAAGACAUUUGAUUAAAUGUUUGAUCAAUGGACUAUUGUACGAUGACGCAACUACCGUUUGUAUGGUUUUAACUACAGUGAAGCAAUUCGUUUUAGAAUGUUUAGAAAUAUCAAAAACUACAAAAAUUCAUGUUUUCGAUUUGAAUUGCUGCAAGUCUUUGGUGAAACUAUAUGACUGGUAUGGUCCUAAAGUAUUGGCUGCGAAAGGAAAUGUUAUAAAAGGAGCAAAGCAACCUAAACUAUUGCACAGUGAUAUUGAAAAGUUAAUUAAUGUAAAUGAACGUGAAAUAGUAGAAAAAGCAAUACACGACUUUAUGUUGGUCUUAUUAACGUCCAGGAAAUAUGGUAUCAGUUUCGAUAGCAGGAAAUAUUUUCAACACAAACGUAAUACUAUACAAGGUCAGUUGAUGCCAGCCAUUCAUUAUCCUUGGUCGAGUGCCUUGAAAUCCGAAUUAAUUAUUAAAAUCUUGCAAUCUUGUCCCGAUUUAUAUCGUCAUACCGUUCGUAAUUUUUCUGGAAUCAUAAAUCCUUUGCGUUAUGGUCGUAAAUUCUACAAGUCGGUCGUGGAGUUUCUUAUCAAAAUCAUAGAUGCUUGCAAUCCUAGCUUACUGAAUAUGGAUGUGGGAAAAACCACACUUACCGAUCUGACGCAUUGGAUAAAAGAUAUAUGUCUACCUAUGGAGACCUUAGUACACAUAAAAGGCUCCAAACUACUAUAUGAGGAAAAAUUUGAGGCACGUCUGAUAACGAAUCGUUUACUUUUGACAAUGUUCGUCCAAUACACGAACUGGAUAAGAGCCAUUGGAGAACGCGAAACAAAAGUAAAUCGUAGUGGCAGUGUAAGCGCAUUACGUAAAUUCAAAUUCGAUAUAUUGAAUCAUUUGCUACUGCAUUUUCCUACAGUAGAAGAUAUACUAACAUCGCUGAAUAUUUCCAUUGAACAACAACACGAAGAUGGAGUAGACGUUUUGUCUCACUUGGAUACCACUUUGGAUUUGGUUUUAGCCAUUUGCCAAGAUAACCGCACGUUUGUCAAUAAAACCUCCAUAAUAUUGGAUUAUUUGGAAUUGUUGAGACCGCUUUACACCGGUAGCGAUGAUGAUAACGUUAAUCACGUGGACUCAAAUAUUCAGUUAGAAAUGAAAGCUAUUAAAACGAUAUUAAUACUGAGUCCGAAAGAUCUGGAACCACAAAAAGAACGUUUUGCCAGUAUUAUGCAAUCCUUUAUUAAAGCUUUUGUUUACGGUUCGCAGCAAGUUAGUUGUGAAGCUGGCAAUUUACUGCGAAAUAUUUUUAGAAAUACUGGUAUAUUUCACGCUGGCGAAUUAGAAAUAGACUUGUGGCUGGAACCUUUGAAAUAUUGUGCGGCAGAGACUAUCCAUGUUGUAAGCCAGGUUUUCACAGAAGUCCUAAAGGUGACUAAAGCCAAUGUUGAAAUGCCGAAAGUUACCCAGACAAUAACGAAUAUUGAAAAUUUGGAACAACUGUUUAAAAACAUUGAAGCCGGUUUAUCUGUGCAGAGCUAUGUGGAAACAUUGGUUUUGAGUAAACUAAUGCAUUUGAUUUGCAAAGGUGUUGAAAUUGAGAAACCUCUAGGCAAUUAUCUGGAAUCCGUUUUUCUGCUUUUGUUUCUUUACCACACAAAUCCUCUAGAAGUGGCAACAUUAUGCGAAACACAGUUCGUAGUACUCGCAAAACAUAUGAAACGAAUUCUGCGUGAGGGAAAGGCGUUUAAGUUAGACAUAUUUAAAUGCAGCGUUAUUCCGAAAAUGUCCGACGUCUCCGCUUACAUUCACGAAGAGAGCAGCAGCACUUUUGAGAAUUUAAUGGCGGAUCAACCCAACGAUGAACAUUUAUUUAUGAUUUAUGUUCAAGUGAUAAUAUUUCAAGUUUUGCAGUUAAGGGAAAAACAAACAUUCAGCAGCGGACAGGCGGAAAAGGCGGCAGAAUUUAUUACCAAAGCUUUAAAAUCAAUUGAAAGUUAUAUGUCGCCAGAUGAGCGUAAGCGAGCAGAAGGUGAAAUUUUAACGGAUAAACUAUUGAAAUACAUCUACGGCGUACGUUUGAAUCAAAUGAGUGGUCAAGAUUUAUUGGAGACUUUCGAAAGUAACAUCAACUACAUAAGAUUCUUAAAACAAAUGACUGAUUACUGCAAAAAUUUGGUUAAUUUUCAUACGUAUACCAGAAAUUAUAAAUCAAAGCUGAUUAAUGCAGUCGCUAUUUCCAUGCGCUGUAAGGAUUUAAGCAAAGUAAACACAAAUCGCUUGAAAGACUUUCUCGAGCUGUUGAAAGUUUUCGAAUUAGAUCAGAAACACUGCAUCGAUUUGUUAAAUUUAUUUGCUGAAAGCAUAAAUUGUGAAGAUCUUUUCAUGCUGGAACCGCCUAGCUUUACUAUUUAUUAUUUCGUGCUAGCUUUUACACUGGAACGUUUAGCGGAAUUGCAACAAGCGGUGGAAUGCAAGGAAUUUAUCAAAAAAUUUGUGCAAAUUUAUCAAGAACUUCAUGAGAAGCUUCCUCAGGAUUUAAGGAAUUUGGAGCAAUUGGAGAUUGCUUUCUAUAGAUUUCUGCUAAUAAAUCAUCAAUAUCUUAAGAAUAUGGAUGAAAAGCUCUUUGCUUGCUUUUUUUCAACGGAAUGGAACACGAAUAAGCCACGUAUUAAAUUGGCCCGUUUAAUCUACCAACGUAACGAUUUACUUAAGGAGUGCCUUCUCCCCUAUCUAACUUUACCGCAAUUAGAAAGAAAAGAAUUAAUGUAUCCUCUGCUAGAAGAAGCAAUGGCAAAGAAUUUAACACUGGACUCGAAAAUAUUACAAAAAGUGUAUUUGACUUUUAAAGCGGGUUUUAUGCGUGCUAUUGAAAAGCCUUCUAAAGCCGCCCAGAUAUACAAGGAACAUGUUGAGAUCAGCAAAAAAUUGAUAGAAUCGGGCAUGCCUGCUACGGAAUGUCGCGAUUUCUGCCGAAAACAAUUUAAAUUUGACGGCGUCGAAAGUUAUCAAUUGCAACUGAUCGAUGCCAUUUACACGAAGGCUUUCAAAACGUCAUCUGAGCCCCCCGAACAAUCUGCAAUUGUUGUCAAUUUUAUUUCUCUAAUGAUUUCAAUGUCUUUAGGCGCUUUAAAAGUGCAAAACUUAACCUAUGAAAAAUUACAACUUAUUGGUUUUCUGUUGCAAAAAUGGAUUAGCGUUUCCCAAGAACUAACUGCGAAAGAUUCUGAUAAAAUCGUUAAAUCCACACAAUGGCAACAGUUUUGUAAAAUUUGUCUAAAACAGGGCAUGGAGAUUAAUGAAACAGAACUUUCGGAUAAUGAACUAUUUAAGGCCUCACUCCUUCAGCUUUUAUCGUGCUUAUGUGACUACCUAAUGAAAGAUGAUCAAAAAGUUUUAAAUUCCAUAGAAUUUUCGCAACUAUUUUCAAUGAUUUUUGAGCAUUCGAAAUUUCAAACAAUUAUUUCAAGUUCGAUUAAUGGAGAGCAAAAAGCAGCUACUCUGCAGUUAUUGUAUGUAUUGGCAAAAGAAUGCCCCGCAGGACUUGAUGCGUACCAAGUCCCUUUAAUCCUGUCUGCUUAUCAUGCCCGUCUGUCCAAAAGUGAUCGUUUCGCUUUGGCUUUAUUAAAUCUUUAUGAAAUUCAAUUACCCCAAGAAAUCCAGCAGUUUAAACCGUUUGUUUGGGGUGAGACGGCAUCAACAUUCUACGCAUUAAACGAAAAGGAUGAUCAUUUGAAGCUGCAACAAGCAGAGACAACAAUGAGUCAAAUUAUGUCUUUAAUUGAUCCGCAGAUAUGCGAAUAUACUUUGGAAAAUUUUCCUAUAUGGCGUAAAUUGAACCCUUUGCAACAAUUACCGGAGUUAAUAUUUGAAAAUCCUUUAAAUCGCCUAUGGUUUUUCGAAGGUGGUACUCACGUGGAAAAGAAAAUUGAAACAGGAGAUGUAGAGUUUUCUGCUUCCGAGUUAAGCUUGUGUUUCAAGCGUAACGAAAUUUACAAUCAGUGCUAUGAUCCUGCCUUUAUGAUACCUUUGAUGGCUUUGUGUUUUGCUCCUGGUUCCUCGGCUCAUCCUGCUCGACCCGUGCAAAAUGGUUUAUUAGCGUUAAGCUUUGCCGCCCUUUCCUCGCAGGAUCGAGAAAUGCGUUUGGCCGCAGGUUGUGUACAAUUACGUUAUCGCUCUCAUUUCGAACAAAGCAAGUUCUUUGAAAAACCCUUCUGGAUUCAAGCUUACGAGAACUUACAAUCGGGUUUGGACGAGUUACGUAGUGCCUGGCUAACAAAUAAAACUAAUCGGGGGACACCGCGGGUCCCUUACAUCCCCACCCUGUUUGUGGCAAAGACUUUCAAUAUAACUACUGAACCCACUCAUCGUCUCUACAAACAACUUACCAUGUAUCUCAGGCUUAAGCAGAGCUUUAACUUUCAAUGUAUACCUGAAUUUAAUGUUUUAUUUUAUUCUUCGGAGGUGGAACAUCAAGAGUAUAGACGUUUCAUUCUAGAAAUAAUCGUGCACGGUGUCAAAUGCAACUCUGAUCUAUUUCUUUUGAUAUCGACGAAUACAUUAAAAGUUCUUAUGGUCUUUUAUAACGCGCCCAUGUCAACGCUGGAUCUUAAUUUGCUUAUAUUAGUUCUAUUUUCUACUUGUGCUAAAAUACCCUCCGCGUGUAAACUGCUGAUUGAGAACGUUGGCCUACUCCCCUGGCUAAGUACUAUUGUACAGAGCAUAGAAUUUCAUCAGUUUGACGUUAUCGAAGGUGUUAUAUGUAUACUCAAUAAUCUCUGGUAUUCGUUGAAAGUGCAGCAGCGGGAAUUUCACAAUUUUCUAUACCUUCAAAAAGAAAUUCAUAAAAUCAUUAUUCAACUUUUGCCUUUUCUAUCGUCACGUAUAUCUUUGUCGCGUUUCGCCAAAUUGAUGAAUAUUAUGGGUAAAACGGCCAACGAAAAAGACCAGUAUUUAACGUUGUCCACAAAAGAUCUGCAACAGCUUUUGGUAUGCGCGGAGAAAUAUUUUGAUAAAUUAGUUUUACCUUUAGUAGCAAUUUUUACGUUCGGCGGUCAAGAGUGUUCUAAAGUCCAGGAAUACGAUAAAGAACUGUUUGAUUCGCAAGUCGAUAGUGACACCUGUUUGGCUUUAAGAAGCUUACGAAAUUAUUUAAUUCACUGGUCUUCAGUGAGUUUGGAUAGAACUGAAACAGAUCUUUCCAUUCAGACGAGAGCUGAUAUUAAUACGUAGGUCAUCAAGCUUUUUAAUAUAGUAAUAAAUACAUUUUUGAAUAUAUAUGUGCAU